Molecule: messenger RNA, 2420 nt
Organism: Hevea brasiliensis (rubber tree)
Lineage: Eukaryota; Viridiplantae; Streptophyta; Magnoliopsida; Malpighiales; Euphorbiaceae
Product: calcium-dependent protein kinase 8
Exons: 8
Coding region: 664-2277 (537 amino acids)
Biological process (GO): protein autophosphorylation; peptidyl-serine phosphorylation; intracellular signal transduction
Cellular component (GO): cytoplasm; nucleus
Molecular function (GO): calcium-dependent protein serine/threonine kinase activity; calcium ion binding; calmodulin binding
Source: RefSeq, a predicted model, not a curated record
GUCUCUGGCAAAGAGAAAAAAAAAACAUAAAAAAGCUUCUUUACUCUCUCUCAUCAUCUCUUUCGCAUUCACACUUUUGGUUGGUUUUUUCACAUUCUUUCAGUUCUUGCAUUUAAUUAAUUGAAGUUAAUUUGGGUAUCCCUCAGAUUCUUAUCCAAAUCUUCAGAAUUCCUUGGUGGGUUUUCGUCCACUAACACAACAUUUCUCUAUUUGAGCUCAAAAUUUUCUUAGCUUUUCUUCUUUCUUGAUUUUAUAUUUCUUUUUAAUAGUUUUACUGUCUCAUUUUUUGUCGCAUUUGAAUAAAAAAUUUUCUCGUCUUUUAUAGUUAUUUAUUGUAUAAAUCUAAUUUUUCUAAAUUUAUUCUCCAAUUUAUCCUUCUGGGUAUCUUGAAAGAUUGAAUAUUUGUACGCAAUUUCCAAUUUUUUAGGAGAUUCCUCCUCUUCUUUUUCUCUUUCUUUUUCUUUUUUUUUUUUAAUAGAUUGUUUCCUAAAGCAAAUUUAAGCUACAAUUUAAAAUUGUAAAAUUUCUUACAUCUAGUUUGUUGCAGAGGGAGAUCAAUUAUUGAAAAUUUUAUUUCUUUUGCUUUACUGGGCAUUCUUGCAAUCUCUGCAGGUUUUUGUUUUUGAUAGAAAUUGAAAGUUUGAGAGAGAGAGGCGUUGAUUCAUGGGUAAUUGCUGUGUAACUCCAGCUUCGAGCUCUUCAUCUGACAAGAAGAAGAAGAAGAAAGCCAAAGAGAAAGACAAGCAGCAAAAUCCAUUCUUUGGCAAUGAUUAUGUUGUGAAAAAAGGAUCUGGACCUACAGACAAGCUCUUGGUCUUGAAAGAACCCACUGGCCGUGAUGUCUGCGCACACUACGAUCUGGGUAGUGAGCUAGGCCGGGGUGAAUUUGGGGUUACAUACUUGUGCACUGAUGUAAGCAAUGGUGAAAAGUUUGCUUGUAAAUCUAUAUCCAAGAAGAAGCUAAGAACUGCAGUGGAUAUUGAGGAUGUGAGGAGGGAGGUUAAGAUAAUGAAGCAUUUGCCUUCCCAUCCAAAUAUUGUCUCUUUGAAGAGUACUUAUGAGGAUGAUAGUGCUGUGCACAUUGUGAUGGAAUUAUGUGAGGGAGGUGAGUUGUUUGAUAGGAUUGUAGCACGGGGGCAUUACACAGAAAGGGCAGCUGCUGCAGUUAUGCGGACAAUCGUGGAAGUUGUUCAGGUGUGCCAUAAACAUGGAGUCAUGCAUCGCGAUCUCAAGCCAGAGAAUUUUCUAUUUGCAAAUAAGAAGGAAACUGCCCCCUUAAAAGCAAUUGAUUUUGGAUUGUCAGUCUCCUUUAAACCUGGUGAGAGAUUUAAUGAGAUAGUGGGUAGUCCUUAUUACAUGGCUCCAGAGGUUCUAAGACGCAAUUAUGGCGCAGAAGUUGACAUCUGGAGUGCUGGAGUUAUUCUCUAUAUUUUACUCUGUGGUGUCCCACCUUUCUGGGCAGAAACCGAGCAAGGGGUAGCAAAGGCAAUUAUUCGCUCUGUCAUUGAUUUCAAGAGGGAUCCAUGGCCUAAAGUUUCUGAUAAUGCAAAGGACCUAGUGAAGAAAAUGCUUAAUCCUGAUCCUAAGCUACGACUUACAGCUCAGCAAGUGCUUGAACAUCCUUGGUUACAAAAUGCAAAGAAGGCUCCAAAUGUCUCAUUGGGGGAGACUGUGAAAGCAAGGCUCAAACAGUUUUCUGUGAUGAACAAGCUAAAAAAAAGGGCAUUGAGGGUGGUGGCUGAGCAUUUGUCGGUGGAGGAAGUGGCUGGCUUACAGGAGGCCUUUGACAUGAUGGACACAACCAAAAGAGGCAAGAUUAACAUUGAGGAGCUUAGAAAUGGGUUGCAAAGGCUUGGCCAGCCAAUUCCUGAUGCAGAUCUGCAAAUUCUAAUGGAUGCUGCUGAUGUUGAUGGUGAUGGAACACUGAAUUAUGGGGAGUUUGUCGCAGUUUCAGUUCACAUUAAAAAGAUGGCCAAUGAUGAACACCUACAUAAAGCUUUUGCAUUUUUUGAUCAAAAUCAAAGUGGUUACAUAGAGAUUGAAGAAUUGAGAGAAUCCUUAAAUGAUGAAGUUGACACCUGUAGUGAGGAUGUUAUCAAUGCCAUCAUGCAUGAUGUUGAUACAGACAAGGAUGGGCGCAUAAGCUAUGAGGAGUUUGCUGCAAUGAUGAAAGCCGGCACAGACUGGAGAAUAGCCUCCAGGCAAUAUUCAAGAGAAAGAUUCAAUAGUCUGAGCUUAAAAUUAAUGAGGGAUGGAUCAUUGCAGGUAGCCAGUUGAAGGUAGAAUAGGCAAAUUGAACAUAAAAAACCAAUGCCAGCAAGAUUUAUAAUUCUCUGUUGUUGCAGGAGAUACAGACAAGUUGGAACACCAUUAUGUGGUUGUAAAUAUAACAUGAGUUAGAAUAAACAUGAGUUUAAUUA